Messenger RNA from Anoplopoma fimbria (sablefish), 1932 nucleotides. It is a transcript of the gene sirt4, whose product is annotated as sirtuin 4. The transcript has 4 exons. The coding region runs from base 164 to 1096 and encodes 310 amino acids. Lineage: Eukaryota; Metazoa; Chordata; Actinopteri; Perciformes; Anoplopomatidae. Gene Ontology annotation, molecular function: NAD+ binding; NAD-dependent protein lysine deacetylase activity. The record is from RefSeq and is a predicted model, not a curated record.
UUAAACCUAGUAUUUCCGGUUUCUGCCACGGUGACCAAAGUUCCCAUCUUAUAUCAGCCUGUUGUGGUCAGUCAUGUUAUUCAACCAACACUUUGAAGCUGCGGACACUUCUUUUUGACGGUUAUUCACGUUAAACUGCAGCCACCGCCACAGAUAAGGAAAGAUGAGACUACCACGGCGGUUCCUCACACUACACACAUCAGCUGUCAGGAGGACAUCCUCAGUCCCCGCGGGUGUCCCGAGCUUUGUCCCCGCCUGCAGCACCGCAGACAGACAGUCCCUGGAGCUGCUGCAGGACUUUGUCUCCAGAUCAAGUCGCCUGUUUGUCAUCAGUGGAGCCGGACUCUCCACUGAGUCAGGGAUUCCCGACUAUCGUUCAGAGGGGGUCGGGCUGUAUGCUCGCACUGACAGGAGACCCAUGCAGCAUGCAGAGUUUGUCCGCAGUGCAAAGUCCCGUCAGCGCUACUGGGCCAGGAACUUUGUCGGGUGGCCCCAGUUCUCCUCCCAUCAGCCAAACUCCGCACACAAGGCCCUGCAGCAGUGGGAGCAGAGAGGCAAGCUGCACUGGCUGGUGACCCAGAAUGUGGAUGCUCUUCAUUCAAAGGCUGGACAGAAGAGACUGACUGAGCUCCACGGCUGUGCACACAGGGUGAUGUGUCUUGGCUGUGGUGACAUCUCAAAGAGGGAGGAGCUGCAGGCGCGAUUCGUAGCACUGAACCCGGACUGGAGAGCACAGACGGGUGGCGUGGCUCCGGACGGUGACGUCUUCAUAGAGGACGAGCAGGUCCUCAAUUUCAGAGUUCCCUCCUGUGAGAACUGUGGAGGUAUCCUGAAGCCUGAGGUCACGUUUUUUGGAGACACUGUGAACAAAGCGACGGUACAGUUUGUGCACGACAGACUGAGCGAGUCGGAUGCGUUACUAGUGGUGGGGUCAUCAUUACAGGUUUAUUCAGGAUACAGGUUUUUACUGGCAGCCGGUGAUCGGAAAAUGUCAGUUGCCAUCGUGAACAUUGGGCCCACGAGGGCAGACCACCUGGCUGAGCUGAAGGUGAGGGGCCGCUGUGGUGAAGUGCUGUCAGUCAUCCAACCUCUCUGACUGUCAAGGACAUGCAGUUUGGAUAAUCUACAUUAAGAUGGUCAAAACUACCUCAGAUUCAAACCGGUAAACGACAUAAUCAACUUCAGGAUGAAAGUCACGACUGGCACUUUCGAGCAACAUAAAUGUAGCCAGGAGCAUCUACACUUCUCUGCCAAAAUAAUUUGCUGCUAUUAACUAAGGAGGACAAAAUCUAACACAUCUAACUUAUUUUAUGCAAAACAAGUGUGCCUGUCUUGGAAAUUCAAUUUCUUCAUCAGACUACAGAUUUGCUGUCAGUGGAUCAGCUUCUUGGUCCAAUAAACAGUGACACAUCUGCCCUGCCAGGGGACACAGAGAGAACCAAGUUGUACUGUAUUUACCAUUGCUAUGGGUUUUAGCACCAUAGAGUGUGUGCAGCUACAAGCAACACUGUUAUUGUAUUGGAAAUAUCAGAUAAGCGGUGUACAAGAUGUUUGUGGAAGUGCAAACUGUUAUUGCUGAGCUAAAAAUCAUGUGGCAGGUUAGACACAAUAGAGAUUGAUUUGACAAUGUUUAGGAAACUAAUCCAAGUGGAGAUAAUGCAAAAUAUACUGUAAUCAACUGGUUUAAAGGGUGUGAUUUGAUUUGCACUAUACUGGCAUGAUUUACUCAUGUUUUUAAAUAAAGGUGCUGAUGUUUGAACAUUUUCAAUUUAAACAUUUCCUCAAUAUGUUAAACAAUGUUACUUCAAGUUUGAGUCUUGAAAUUACAAACUGCAACCUGUCAAGCAGUGGAUCAUGUUUUACUUGAAACUGAUGCAAAUAUUUAUAUUCAUGUCAUGACAAACACAAUUUUCUGUUUUAUGAAUAAAUAAC